Belonocnema kinseyi is the source of this 656-nucleotide messenger RNA. RefSeq names its product INO80 complex subunit C. Gene Ontology annotation, biological process: chromatin remodeling. The coding region runs from base 215 to 592 and encodes 125 amino acids. The transcript has 2 exons. Gene Ontology annotation, cellular component: Ino80 complex. The record is from RefSeq and is a predicted model, not a curated record. Lineage: Eukaryota; Metazoa; Arthropoda; Insecta; Hymenoptera; Cynipidae.
GUUGGCUAAACGGAAACGAACGUAAGGUACACGUGCGUCGUGAUUCACCCUUCUUUCUGAGUUCCCGCUCGAUAUUAAUUUGUGCAAACCGCUUUUUAUCAGUAAUAAGUAUAAAUUUUGCAAUAAAUAAAAGGGAUCCAUACUUUUAAAAAAAGAUUCAGUGUUUCUUACAACAACCUAAAAACAAAUAACGGAUACUUCAGAGGGACGCGAAAUGGUGAACGAGGAGACUUCGGAAGUAGCUAAAAAACCUCCACCAAUUUUCAAGGAUCCAACAUUUCAACAGCGUUUUCGACCAACAAACAGUUCUGGAAAGAAAAGAAUCUGGCGUUCACUAAAGCAAGUUCUUGCACAAGAACGAGCUCUUCCAUGGCCCACUGAUGUUGUCCACUACAGUUCAAUCAAUGCACCGCCAAGUUUCAAACCUGCAAAGAAAUAUUCUGAUAUUUCGGGUUUAUCAGCCCGAUACACUGAUCCACAAACUAAAUUAUAUUAUGCAACAACGGAAGAAUUUAUGACUGUACGUAGUUUACCUAUGGACAUUACUGCUGGUUACUUAGCACUUCGAGGUGCAUCUAGUAUUGUUGGUUAGAAUAAGAAUUUUGUACAAGAGAAUAAAAUAAAAUGAAAUAAGAUAAUAAAAGAAUACUUUAAAU